CAGCGGUGAUCCCUCCAGGUAUUCCAGCAAGCCGUCGGACAUGACUCUUCCCGACAUGAACCAGGAACAAUUUGUCCAGAUGUGGCAAACCGUGUACAACCUGUUUGUGGGCCAUCCGGACGAGCAGGACUUCUACCACGCUCUCGCUUGCACAGGGACCGAGUUGCUACAAAUGGGCGAGAUGAACCAUGAGGCCAAGACUAAGCCUGACAACUCGGCUGGUGGUGAGAAUUCCAGGGGAGAUGGGACAACAGAUCGGGAGGCUCCUCGGGACUGUGGUGCCACGGCAGCCACCGUGUCGUCGGACAUGUGGGACCGGCACUGGCACAUCAGCUUCCAGCAAUUCCGAGCGUGCUUACACAAGGACGAACAUCUGGCAAGCUUCUUUGACACCAAGACACCUGUGUCCAGUGCACUCGAAGGACUUCGCAGCAGCCGGAUCCAGCAGCGGGCGUCCAGCACGCCUCCGCUCACAGGUGCCAUCAAGGUCUGAUCCGCGAACCCCUCAGAGUGCCGUGUCAGGUCACUGCUCUGUCAAGGAGAUGUGACCGCCCGAACGCUGUAGUGGCGACGGUUUCGUGAGCGAGUGCUUCCUACUGUGCCACAAUUGCACAUGCCGUGCACGGAGAAAAGGUGUAAAUAAUUGUUUGGACUCCAAACACCAUUUGUACCGUAUUGUUAACGGCUACGACCUUGUUUACGGGUUGCAAGUACAGUUCUGCUUGACCGGAAGGCUACAGCAUCACCCAAACCUGUAAGAGUCCCAGCUUUGCGAGCCUCGUAAGAAAAAGGAAAACCCAGGAGCAGGCGACAAUCCAAUUCUCAAGUGGUGAGACAUCCCGAAUUGCCGUACUGCUGUACGGUUUGAAGGAGACUGCCGAUGAACUGCCAUGCAUAGCUGAAGAAUCAGACUGUUUAAGCGUUCUACAAGUAUCCCCACAGAGAACAUCUUUUGGAAAUAAACAGCCGCUCGCAUACAAGAGGGCGGAGUCAGCCACGGUGCAGGGCCGCAGGGUGCCAGCGUAAUUUGAGGUUGGACACGAUUUGGACUUGGGCAGGACAGUUUGCCGUCGGCUUGGCAGUCCACCAUCUUCCAAGAGUUCACCUGCUUCGCUGGAGUUGAGAUCACUGCUAACUCCAGUUGUCCGCGCACCUUGAACUGCCUCUUUGCUGGCCCACGUUCUGUACUUUGGUUCUCUCGAAAAUUUGGUUAAUGGUCCUUGUUCUAGACAUGAGCUCCUGUUUCAGAUACAUUCUUUUCAUGACAAACUUUGGAGGCAUGUGUCAAGCAAAAGGGGGCCACGAGUCGUAACUGAACACCCUUUUCCUUACGGCUUGUUCAACUGUUAAUUGCCGGACCGAGUUGGAAUUCUUCUGGAAUCGUUACAGUGUUACGCUGCUACGAGCAGCCUGCUGCACCUCUGUGUUCCGCACCGAUGCACCGUUCCUGCACGAACAUUGUGUAAGAGCGCUCUUUUAAGAGCUGAUAAAAGUGCCAUGGACCAAGAAUUGAUUUCGCAGAACAGAGAUGGCUAUAUAUAUUGCGCGAGCCAUGGUGCCGUCCUUCGAUUGAAGUUUGCAUUGUUUUAUUUUGCGCACCAACGUGGAAGCAAAAAGUGUGCGUGUGUGUAAUAGUACCGUUUUACUCUGAUACGUAACACGAUGAUAUGUAUCAAACUUCUGACCAGUAUUGAGCUGCCCGCACACGGCAGCUGGAAUUUCGACGUAGGCUAUGGAAUGCUGAAGUGGUGUAAUCUCUGCAAUUUGCACCAUAUGCGGUGUAAAGCUGCCUCAUUACUUUACGCCCUCUGUGAUGGUGAGUUACGCGGUUUGUGAUUUUACACCAUUUGUGGUAUAAAAUUAUGCCCUUUGUUCUGCAACUUGUCAUGCAGAUGUAACAAUCAUUUUUUACUCCCUGUUUAUUUUCGCACUGUUUGCCUGGUACUUUCUAGCUGGGAAUUCUAGGAGACACUCGAAGAACCUAUAGCACUGCUGACAGGGGAGUCGCAGUGUUGAUGAAACUAGAGGCAUAUGAGAAUGAUGGUGAAAACGUUUGUGCAUCAAAAAAGAAAUUUCAUGCAGGAGGGUGUAAAAUAUCUAAGGCUGCACUGUGUGGAAGUCACUUUCUCGAUUUAUACGUGCACGUGUUCCCUUAUUUGCAUGUUAUCUUCUCUCACUCUAUUAGUCUCGCACUCUAAACACAGUUGUGCCACUUGAGGUGUCUUUCUCUUGCACAACAAUAAUUGUCAUCUGGCUUGCAUACCUUUCCUUACUCUAAUGCUGUGUACUCUGUAACUUUCUGGUCAGGAAUUGCAUUUACGCAUCAGUUUAACAUAGCAUUCUCAAUAUGAAAUUAGCAGCAACAGUUUUCAGAAAAGGAGACGCAAGUACGCCGGCUGACAAUUAUUGUUCUGGGACAAAAAAGACGCCCCAAAGGGUGCGUUUCUGGAGUGUAAGGGUUCAUUCUUAUCGGCGACUUGAAGCAGUCACACAACCACUUGUAACUGGUGACCGGGAGGCGACUCAAAGCUACCAAUAUUCACACCGGCUAGCGCGAGCUAUCUUUUGUCACAGCUAAAUGCCUCGUGAUUGCGACUCCAUUCAUGUCACAAUCACGAAUGUCACACGUAAUUGACAAAUCCAGCAGCGAAGCGACUGAACCAAAACAGUCGCCUUACGACCAAAGCAAUCAUUUGCGACUAACUUGGUCGCCUGACCACUGCCAGUUGCCGGUGCAAAUAAGCCCUGACAGGCACGCAUUUGCCAAUGGGCCAAAGUGGUUAUCACUGCUGCUGAGGUGCUUGCACCUACAAAUUGUUACGUGACAUACAGUGCUGAGUCACGGAGCUUCAAAUGUGGGAAGGACCGCAUGACUUUUGGGGUCUCCAGUUACUGCAUGAUAUAGAAUACAGUAGACUGUCAUUAAACGGAACCUGAGGGGAUGAACAGGGGUGCAGAAUACAAGUACGAAACCAAUCAUAUCAGAGGCAGUUGUUCCAUUUAAUCAGCAGUUUCGUAUCAGUGAUUUCCGUUUACUCAGAGUCUACUGUACGGCGUCUCUACUCCGCUCUUUUAUGAACAGCCUAUCUUCUAUUUUUUGCUUUUCUUUUUGAAUUUUCUUUUUCCCAUUAAAUAUAGCCAGCAGAGAGAUGCAAAUGUCUUUUGUGAUGUCCCACAUCACUCGCAAGAUAUUUGCUCACGUUUAGUACUCUCUGUAACUGCCUCAUCUGUUGCCUCCGAUGUGGCAGGUAUGCUGCACAAUUUCGCACAUUCACGAUUCGACGUAUUCUGGAUAAUUUUGCUCACGUGUGUGUGAACUUUGUCGGUGGUGUCAUUAAUGUGCGUUUGCUGCUUCUGUAUUUUGGUUGCGCACCUUGAAUGCCUGAGUUGCCACGGUGACAGCCAACCCAAACAAGGUCCGUUAUUGUAGCUGCAAAGGCUGGGCCGAAAUGUAGUCUUAAUACAUGUUCCAUUUGGCGUCAAAUUUUGACGUACACUCAAACCUCAUUAUAACAAAGUCGCAUCUGCCACGAAAAUAACUUCGUUAUAUCCGAAAAUUCGUUAUAAACAUUUAUUUGUAACACUGUUGCUAUGACAAGACUAUUCUUCAUUUACUUCGUUAUAACCGAUAAUUCGUUAUAUCCGUGUUCGUUAUAACGAGGUUUGAGUGCGGCCGGACUGCAUCUUCUGGGUCAGCACACCAGCCUUAGAAACUUGCUGUCUUUACGUUUUUCAUGGAAGUAUUUUCAAAAGUACAAAAUUACAAUGACAUUAGAACAUAAACAUUGUAAAGUCUAGUGUUUUCUUUCUUCCAUCUUUAAACAGUGAAAGCAAAACUGUGACGACUUACUGCAGCGUGCUCGUGAUGCAUGCUGAGAUACGCCGACAUGAUAUUACCAUACUUGGCAGUGUGACAUCAUCAUGAAUCUCCGAUGUGGAGCCAUAAAAAGCAAUGGCAGUAUAUGUAAUGGCAGUCUUACGCGACUUAAUGCGUCGUUUUACUUUGAUUGGUUUUUUUUUCCUGAAAUGAUAGCUAUAGCUACAUUUAAGCAAUGUCCUAAGUACCAGAAAAAAAAAAAGGGCUACCGGUGGCGUGUGUGCUAUGCUAAUGUAGAUGAGAAAGUGUUGCUUUUCUUAAUUGUACCAAUGCUAUUUUUUUUAUGUGGACUUAAAAGAUGGUCGUCGAUAUUAUAGAUAUGUGCAUGUUGUACCUAGCUUGUAAUCUGAAAAAAAAUUGCUGAAAGUAGGCUGGCACUACUUGGAGGCUAAUGGCAAUAUGACUUUUGCAGACUGGGGCUAGUACGGCUAAUGGAUUGCACUGGCAUUUGUUGCACUGGGGUAAAAAAAUCUCUUCUGGUCAAGAAUUAAUACUGAAGAUGCACCAUUCUUAUGUUUUCCCGUUGAGACAGGCAGCUGCACAUGCAGCAAUGCAUUGUUGGCUAGUGAAGGUUAGCUGGUUAGUACGACACUAUUCCAAUUAAUGGCAUGAAAAAGACAUUUGAAAGUCAAAGAGACAGGCACAUUGGUGUCCGUGUUUCUACGAAAGUGUUGACCUAUUUUGUGUAUGUGAGCAAGCGUAAUUUGAAGGGGUCCUUUCCCAUUUUUGGAAACGGAAUACGUGGCCAGUCUGUAGUGAAGCCACCUGCGAACAUCUGAGCCAAACAUUAUAGCACUGCAACCAGUAGGGAAUGUACAAUUUCGUUUCAAAGACAGCUAAAAUCGCUUGCUCUCUCCUUGGCCAAGUAUGCAGCAGGUGAGAGUUUCACGACCAUUGACUGCCCCACCCCCACGUUUAGCUUCCAGCAUGCUCAUCGGGACGAAUCAACAGCGCACUCAUCCUAUGAUAACUUCCUGUCACUUCGCUUAUAUACUUGACAGACUAAAAAAAUGUUUACGGUGGGGGAUUCACGCGGGAAUGAACUUUUAAAGCAAGGUCAUUUGAUGAGUACUUACAAAAGUGUUCUAGGGCCUGUAAUAUAUUUUAGAAUUCACUAACUGCUUUGUGGAUAUGCUCAAGGCUCACAAGGAUGAAUUCCCGUGAUAAAUGCAGGCAAAAGUAUAAGUGAAUACACUGAAUAGGUUUUAUAAUGCAUGGUUUACGUGGGCAAUAUCGUGAUUGCAGGUACAGCAUAAGUGAACACCUUUGACUCAUAAGAAUCGUUUAAAAAUUAUGUAACACUUAUGUUACAAUUAAUGCGCAAUGCAGGAGUAUCCAACUCUUUUCAGAGCAUUGUUCUAUAUAUGAUGGCAGGCAGUUUUUUAGGCUGACAUGGAGAAACACAAGGCGCAUUAUACGUGCACAAAUAUUUACAUUAGCCACAUCGUCAAAUAUAAUUAUGGCAAUGUUUCUGACGCAUUACAGGCACAUCAUUGCGUAGAAAUGAUGGGAAAAUGGUUAUGAUGUGACCAAAAAAAAAUUGUGGAAUAAAAUGCAGUGUGCGCUGUUCCGUAACGCACAUUUUUAUGUGACAGCGCUAGAAGUAAGUCUUGCUGUCUUUUAACAAAGUUUGUACUGAAACAGCAAUUUGAGAGUGUUCCAGUCCACUAAAUCUUUCACAAAUGCACUAAAAUUUAGGCAAACAAAAUUUCAUUCGAAACACUCAAUAACUGGCUACCCAUUGGAAGCAAAUUUUUGGUGCUGAACUUUCCAGGCCUAGCAAGAAAACAUGAAGUGGUAACUGCUUAUAUGCAAUGUUGAACAGCAGAACACAAUGCUAAGUGCCAUGUCGUCGUAAGAUUUUAGUAGGUCUUACCCUAACCAACUUAUCGCAGAGUUCAGCAGCGGUCAGCAUGCAUCACUCGCAUAGGACAGCCUUAGCUCUACUCUCGGCUUGUUUGUUGGUAUGCUAACGUUGCCGGUCGUAUCUUGCUUACCUGAACAUUGCCACGUUGGAAUGGAAUGCCAGGCAAAUCACACCUUGAAUUAUUUAUGAAGAUAUGUGGCAUGACGUUGAUCCACAUUCAUUUACCAAACGCAUGUCCACCAUUAUACUUCACAUCACAGAAAAAGAAAGGGUUCCAUCGCUUGCUGAAAUAUGAAAACACAACAAGCGUAAAAGUGUCUCGUUAGUGUUCAUGGGCCUCGUUCUGUCAUGGCUGAGAAGGGCAAGGUUUCGAUGCUAAUGUUUCGUUUUCAAAUUCAGGCCUCGCAUAUUGAACGAAGCGCAAGCAGUGUGUGCAGCAGAGUUGGCUUUACGUCGCACAUGUUGGCGAAACCUGGCUGCACACUUCUUGGCAUGUUUCAGCAGCACAAGUUAAGAGCCAUUUUCUUGCUAGAAGAGCUCACGGAAGCCACACUUGACAUUGCUUUUGCAUGUGCAUGCAUGACAACAGCAAGCCAGUCCUGUAAACUUGCGUGCAUUAGUGGAUGCAAGUGCUCUACUGUUAAACUAGUAAUGAACCGAGAUGUUGCAUGAAACAAGAUCGCAGAUGUUAUCGCCGCUAAGCAUGUGUUUAGACUUUUUGGGUGCACCUGUUACAGCUCACAGGAAAGAUUUUAUUAAAGAGACUUUGCACGGCCUCUGCUCAGUGGGACAGACGUGUCGAUAAGCAUAUAUUUUGCUACAAGAUACACUGAAUGCGUUGUUAGUGUCCUUGCAUAGAAAUUUUAGCAAUGUGACAAGUAGAAUGCUCACUUAGGUCUGUUACGCGCGAGCCAAAGUAUCCAAGAAAACUAAGCCAGUUAUUUUAACGAUGUUAAACAUACUCUGAUCUUACAUAAUGUUGUCUAUGUAGAAUUCCCUUUUAAUCAAGUCUGAAUUUACAUUAGCGUAAAUCGUGGCUGAUGCAUGGGAGCCAACAUUGCCGCGUUAACAAGUUUUACAUAAAUCUUGUAGCAGCCAUUGUAGCCUAGAUUUCCACGUAUCUAGUCAAGAUCGCUGAAGGGGCCAUGACACCAAAUUUUCACAUUUGAAUUGCGCAUUGCAAUGCAUUCGAUGCGGUCGAGAAUCUGUAUUUGCAUGUUUUGUUUUAUCAUAGUUGAAGUGUGCGCCAAUGUGACGACACUGAUUUGCAACAGAAUAAAAGUGUGUCUCCUGCUCAGCCAGGGUUGUGUACUGUGUGCAUAUGUGGUUCUGCUUUCACAUGCGCGUCACUUCUUAGCCUCACACGAGCCUUAGCGAAAGGACUGUCACUGUUUGCACAAAAGGCUCAUGCCAACGUUGAGUUGAAAAUGUUCAGUUAAAUUUAAAAACCGCCGCUUCCUGUUAUGUGUGGCCGGACCGCACAGUCAACCAUGAAAAGUGUACUGGACAUGGGAUUAAUGAAAAAGCCCAGGCACAUAGCGUAAAAUUCAGUCUCAAGCUGCAGUAUGAGUUCUUGUAGCCUGCCCAGUGGUCUACUAAAAUUGAAAGCACCAUGUCUUAAAGGGCCUUGCACCCACAUUUUAUGUGAUGAGCUCUGUAUUAAAGUGCAUUUCUUGGGCCAUCUGAAGCUUGAUGCGAAAAGAAUUGCGAAAAUUGACGUCGCCAAACGAUUUCAACGUACAAAUUCAACAUUAAAAACAGAUGACAAAGAGUAGCCAUGCUCCUUCACAUUUCACUCACCCAGGGAGGACCAAUACUGGCGUAACACAGUCGCUUUUGAUCGCGAUCAGUCCUAAUCCAGAUCGAAUUUCUUGAUCGUCAUUGGCUGUUUUACGUGAGCUGCUAAAGGGAACCAAUCAAUCUUGAGAUAUUUGAUUUUCAUCAUGCUCAAUCGUGAUCAGCAGUGUGCCAUGCGACACCAGUAUAGUGAUGUUUUCAGCUUUCAUUUGUCACCAGUUAAAAAAUGAGUUAAUUGUGCCCUUUCAUGACAAUUUGUAUCAUCUCUUUCUGAUGCACUGUCUACCUUAGUAAAGAACGAGCAAUGACAAGUGUUGAGCAUUUCUUAACCACCACUCUUGACAGGCAUUUUUGUUGCAUCGUUUUUGUCAUGUAAGGGCAAAGAAAAAAGCUAGCAUGCGGUAAUGACUGUUGCUGCCUUUGCAUUGGUAGAAAAGUAAAACUGUAUUGUUUGAAUGCUCUCUUUUUCUUGUACUUGAAUUCAUGUCAAUGUCACGAGACGGCGCAAUUAGUGCCGCUUUGUAAGGCCCAUCUAGACGCGAUGUUGAAAGUGCAUCAGAGAUUCACUGGGCAGCGCACCGAUAAUGCAAGUUGUAGAGCUUUUUGUUUAUAUUGCAUACUAUAGUUUCAUGCCAAACCAGCAUAAGCACACGUGUCUCGCAUCUGCUGCCAACAACUGUCAGUGCGUAGCGCUGCGGUCUGCACGGAACACAUUCUACGAACAGCACUGUAAUGCCCUUAGGCGCUGUGGGUACUAUGAUAAAUAAAUAAAUAAAUAAAUAAAUAAAUAAACAAACAGUUUAACCAGGUUUUGUAAUCGUGCGUGGCACAUAGAGUUUACAAGCGGAGCACAAAGUUGCCACUUUCUCAAGUCGGGAACGGUAUUUGAAUCAGAUGCACUUCUUGACAUGGGGUGUCGCCACAUGCCGGUUCUGCAAUCCAUAGUCUGCUAACAAUACACAGUAGCCACACUAGUGCACACAGGAAUCGCAACAGGAGAGAGCGAGCGCAGUUCAUGCCGCGUUCUCCAGGUCAUGACACGCGCUGAUGUAACUUCUUUCCCCCAUGCCAUCUCCCCUGUGUAGCUUCCAGCGUGCUCGUCGGGACAAGAAAAGAGAGAAAGCGCUUAAAUCCCUGUAACUCCGCUUGUUCUUGACGGAUUCGAGAAAUUUUUGCGGCAACCAAUCUGUGAGGCAAUGAAGUCCGAUGCCAAGGUCGUUCGAUGAUUACUUGAAAAGGUGCUUCAAGACCCCUUUAACAAUGAUAACUUUCGCAUUUUUCGUGGAACCCAUGUCCUGUAAACUUUUGUGGAUGACUGCAAGUAUCAUCGUCUGCUCUACUUUACCGGAGCAUUGAGAACGGUUGCCUUCUCGUAAAUGUCAUCGUUCGAGGCUCUGUGCAUUCCACGCAGCAUUUCUGUUUGCUGCUUUGGCUGCAGGCAUGUGCACUUGUUAACCUUGAUGUUUUGCAUGUUUAACAAUGCUGUUGCUGUACUUGUUUGUUGCAUUUCAUGGCAAGGAAUCUGAGAUGGAACAUAUGGUUGGCGAUGAGAUGCUAGUUUUUCAUUAUUGUGCUAUCCAAUUCACUGAUCACCUGCUCUUUCUCACAGUGUUUUGCCUUCUGUAUCGUGCUCACAGAUUGAAACGCGAAAAUUUAGGGCUAAGUAAUACACUAACUUUCGUUUCCAGCAUCUCCAGUUUGUGUCAUAUCGGCGUACUUCUGACCGGAACACUUACAGCAGACCUAAGAUUACUUUUAGCGGCCAGUUUCGUAGCGACAUGACAUAAUUAUCUCGAGCAAUUGCUCAUAGCAGUCAUUAUGAUGGAAAAAUUACUGUUGCAUUUCAACCCAUGAGGACUUUACAUAUUCUCACGCACAGUUUUCGUUAUA
This is a messenger RNA of Rhipicephalus sanguineus (brown dog tick), 9431 nucleotides long. RefSeq names its product TBC1 domain family member 8B-like. The record is from RefSeq and is a predicted model, not a curated record. Bases 41 to 493 code for a protein of 150 amino acids. The transcript has 4 exons. NCBI's taxonomy places the organism in Eukaryota, Metazoa, Arthropoda, Arachnida, Ixodida, Ixodidae.